CUAACCAGUUGGCAAGUGAAAUUUCGGUCGAGUGAACGUGUACUACCCCGGCUCUUUUAAUUAUUGUUGGCACUUUCAAAACUUGAUUAUGAUCGUUGUACAUAAGUAAUUGCUCUGUCGCGACGGAUUAUUCGAAUAUUUCAUAAUUAAAUAAUCAAGUGUCGAGUGUUAAGUGUGUUCUGUUCAAGUUUCGGUCACCUAGUGAAUUGCACUGUGCACACCCUCGAGAUAUAAUCUUUUAGUGAAGUGUUACUCACCUGUUCAUUUCAGUCUUCAGAGGAUUACAAGAACUCUAUGGAUUUACAUCACUACCAGUCGUAUUGGUUUAAAUCAGGACAGGUAGUGAUGAGCUGCUAUGCGCGGUAGCGCUGACCUGAUUUCCCAGUCUCAAAAUGGUUAUCGUAACCAGAGGAGACUACAUCUGGAUCGAACCGGUCUCCGGUCGAGAGUUCGACGUCGCCAUCGGGGCGCGCGUUAUCUCCGCAGAGGGCCGACGGAUCCAGGUCAAAGACGACGAUGGCAAGGAGGUAUGGCUCACUCCGGAGCGGCGGAUCAAAGCCAUGCACGCCACCUCCGUCCAAGGGGUCGAGGACAUGAUAUCGCUCGGGGACCUCCAUGAGGCUGGCAUUCUCCGUAAUCUCCUCAUCCGCUACAAUGAAAAUCUUAUCUACACUUACACGGGAUCAAUCCUGGUUGCAGUUAACCCAUACCAAAUACUGCCGAUCUACACGGCAGAACAAAUCAAGUUGUAUAAAGAUAGGAAAAUUGGCGAAUUACCUCCGCACAUAUUUGCCAUAGGUGAUAAUAGUUACACGCAUAUGAAACGAUUCGGCCAGGAUCAAUGCAUUGUUAUAAGUGGUGAAAGUGGAGCUGGUAAAACAGAGAGCACAAAACUAAUUUUACAGUAUUUAGCGGCUAUCAGUGGGAAACAUUCUUGGAUUGAACAGCAAAUUUUGGAAGCAAAUCCAAUUUUGGAAGCUUUUGGAAAUGCAAAAACAAUCCGCAAUGACAACUCUUCACGUUUUGGGAAGUACAUCGACAUCCAUUUUAAUCAUAAUGGGGUCAUAGAAGGAGCAAAAAUUGAACAGUACUUAUUAGAAAAGUCUCGGAUAGUGUCUCAGUCGCAGGAUGAACGCAAUUACCACAUAUUUUAUUGCAUGCUGGCCGGUUUGUCAAAAGAAGAGAAGCAGAAGUUAGAACUUGGUGAUGCCUCCCAGUACAAAUAUCUUGUUGGGGGCGGUAGUAUUACCUGUGAAGGAAGAGACGAUGCAGCAGAAUUUGCUGACAUCAGAUCAGCAAUGAAAGUAUUACUUUUCACUGAACAAGAAAUUUGGGAUGUUCUAAAAUUAUUAGCAGCUCUCUUGCAUACUGGGAAUAUCAAAUACAAGGCAGCUAUUAUCGAUAACCUGGAUGCAACGGAAAUACCAGAUCAUAGUAAUGUAUCUCGUGUAGCCAAUUUAUUAGGUGUUCCCAAGCAACCAUUGAUAGAUGCUUUAACUCUCAAGACACUAUUUGCUCAUGGGGAAACAGUGGUAUCAACUCUUUCCCGGGAGCAAUCUGUGGAUGUAAGAGAUGCAUUUGUCAAGGGUAUUUAUGGACGAUUGUUUGUGUACAUAGUCAAUAAAAUUAAUAAUGCUAUUUACAAACCUAAGUCUACUGCAAGGAGCGCCAUUGGGGUACUCGAUAUUUUUGGAUUUGAAAACUUUAAAAUGAAUAGUUUCGAGCAAUUCUGCAUUAAUUUUGCAAAUGAGAAUCUACAACAGUUUUUUGUGCAACACAUUUUCAAACUGGAACAAGAAGAAUAUAAUCUGGAAGGAAUAAAUUGGCAGCAUAUAGAAUUUGUGGACAAUCAAGAUGCUUUAGAUUUAAUUGCUAUCAAGCAGUUGAACAUCAUGGCUCUCAUUGAUGAAGAGUCCAAGUUUCCUAAGGGUACCGAUCAAACAAUGUUAGCAAAACUUCACAAAACUCAUGGAGGACAUCGAAAUUACCUAAAACCAAAGUCAGACAUUAACACCUCCUUCGGUUUAAAUCAUUUUGCUGGCGUUGUAUUUUAUGAUACAAGAGGUUUCCUGGAAAAAAAUCGAGAUACAUUUAGUGCUGAUCUCCUACAGUUAAUUCAUAUAGCUAAUAAUAAGUUCCUUAAAUUACUAUUUGCGGAAGAUAUUGGAAUGGGCUCUGAAACAAGAAAACGUGCACCAACGUUAUCAACACAGUUCAAGAAAUCACUUGAUUUACUAAUGAAAACAUUGAGCACAUGUCAACCUUUUUUCAUAAGAUGUAUCAAACCAAAUGAAUUUAAAAAACCGAUGUUGUUUGACCGAGGGUUAUGCUGUAGGCAACUACGUUACUCUGGUAUGAUGGAAACAAUUCGGAUACGAAGAGCUGGGUACCCAAUAAGACACACUUUCAAAGAAUUUGUCGAAAGGUACCGGUUCCUCAUUCCAGGCAUACCUCCCGCUCAUAAGACGGAGUGUCGUGCAGCAACGGGACGAAUUUGUCAGGCAGUUUUGGGACGUUCUGAUUACCAAUUAGGAAACACAAAAGUAUUCUUGAAGGAUGCGCAUGACCUAUUUCUGGAGCAAGAAAGAGAUCGUGUUCUGACUAGGAAUAUUCUUAUCCUUCAGAAGUCAAUAAAAGGAUGGGUCUAUCGGAGAAGGUAUCAACGCAUGAAAGCCGCGACAAUGACUAUUCAGAAGUAUUGGAAGGGUUGGGCACAGCGGAGAAGGUACCAGCGAAUGCGAGUCGGUUACAUGCGACUUCAGGCUCUCAUUCGAUCCAGAGUUCUAUCACACCGGUUCCGACACUUGCGAGGACAUAUCGUUGGUCUCCAAGCUAGAGCAAGAGGCUAUCUUGUUCGAAGAAUGUACGCUAAGAAAAUGUGGGCAAUCGUCAAGAUUCAAGCUCAUGUUCGGAGGAUUAUUGCUCAAAGGCGCUUCAACAAAAUCAAAUUUGAAUAUCGGAACCAAAUUGAAGCUUUGAAAUUGAAAAAGAAGGAAGAGAAAGAGUUGAAAGAAGCUGGCAACAAACGAGCCAAGGAAAUAGCUGAAAAACAUUACAGGGAUCGAAUAGAAGAAAUGGAACGUAAAGAAAUGGAAAUGGAGUACGAAGAACGACGAAGAAUGGAAAUCAAGCGAAAUUUAAUUAACGAUGCGGCGAAAAAAGAAGAUGAACCAGUAGAUGAUAGUAAAUUAGUUGAAGCUAUGUUCGACUUUUUACCAGACUCGAGUAGUGAAGCGCCCUUGCCGACUAGAGAAACUUCUGUCUUCAGGGAUCUUCCAGCUGCAACAGACCUAGAGGAUGAAGAGGACAUGAGUCCUAUCCAAGUAUCACAGGAACAGGAUGAAGAUCUAUCAGAAUUCAAGUUCCAAAAGUUUGCUGCCACUUAUUUUCAAGGAAACAUCACUCAUCAAUAUUCACGCAAACCACUCAAACACCCUUUGUUACCACUGCACACGCAAGGAGAUCAGCUGGCUGCGCAAGCACUGUGGAUCACAAUACUCAGAUUUUGUGGUGACCUAGCAGAACCUCGCUACCACACGAUGGACAGAGACAACACAUCCGUUAUGUCCAAAGUUACAGCAACUCUGGGACGAAAUUUCAUCCGUAGCAAGGAGUUCCAAGAAGCUCAGAUGAUGGGCAUGGACCCUGAAACAUUUUUGAAGACAAAACCACGCUCAAUACGUCACAAACUAGUCUCUCUAACACUGAAACGGAAGAACAAAUUAGGUGACGAUGUGAGAAGGAAAUUGCAAGAUGAAGAGUACACUGCAGACAGCUACCAGUCUUGGUUAGAGGCCAGGCCUACAUCCAACCUAGAAAAACUGCAUUUUAUUAUAGGUCAUGGAAUUCUCAGAGCUGAGCUAAGAGAUGAGAUCUAUUGUCAAAUCUGCAAGCAGCUCACCAAUAAUCCAUCAAAAUCUUCUCAUGCGCGUGGCUGGAUUCUUCUAUCGUUGUGUGUCGGUUGUUUUGCUCCAUCGGAGAAAUUUGUCAACUACCUACGGGCAUUUAUCCGGGAAGGGCCACCAGGAUAUGCUCCUUACUGUGAAGACAGGCUCAAGAGAACUUUCAACAAUGGAACUAGAAAUCAGCCCCCGAGUUGGCUGGAACUGCAGGCAACCAAAUCAAAGAAACCAAUAAUGUUACCGAUAACAUUUAUGGAUGGAAAUACAAAGACUCUAUUAGCAGACUCGGCAACAACAGCACGAGAACUGUGUAAUCAACUUUCGGAUAAAAUUGGUCUCAGAGACCAGUUUGGUUUUUCUUUGUACAUAGCCCUAUUUGACAAGGUUUCAUCCUUAGGUAGUGGUGGUGACCAUGUCAUGGAUGCCAUCUCUCAAUGUGAACAAUAUGCCAAAGAGCAAGGUGCCCAAGAGAGGAAUGCCCCAUGGCGAUUAUUCUUCCGCAAAGAAAUAUUUGCUCCUUGGCAUGAACCUACUGAGGAUCAGGUUGCCACCAAUUUGAUCUACCAGCAAGUAGUGCGUGGUGUCAAAUUUGGCGAGUACAGAUGCGAUAAAGAGGAGGAUUUAGCCAUGAUAGGUGCUCAACAAUAUUACAUAGAAUAUAGCACAGAUAUGAAUUCUGAGCGGUUGCUAAAUCUUUUGCCCAACUACAUUCCUGAUUAUUGCCUCACCAACGCCGACAAAUCACUGGAUCGAUGGGCAGCCUUAAUCAUUCAAGCUUACAAGAAGAGUUACUAUUUGAAAGAAAAAGUCCCUGCUUUGCGUGUCAAGGAAGAUGUCGUGAGCUAUGCCAAGUUCAAAUGGCCGUUACUUUUCUCUAGGUUUUACGAAGCAUACAGGAAUUCAGGACCCAACCUGCCCAAAAAUGAUGUAAUAAUUGCUGUAAAUUGGACAGGAGUGUAUGUCGUUGAUGAUCAAGAACAGGUCUUGUUAGAGCUUUCAUUCCCGGAAAUCACCUCUGUCUCCAGUCAAAAAACCAACAAAGUUUUUACGCAGACAUUCACACUAUCAACGGUACGAGGCGAAGAGUUUACAUUCCAAAGCCCAAAUGCAGAGGAUAUUAGGGAUCUUGUCGUCUACUUCCUUGAGGGUCUAAAAAAACGCUCAAACUAUGUUAUUGCAUUACAAGACUACAAAGCACCUGGUGAAGGAUCAUCAUUUUUAUCUUUCCAAAAAGGUGACCUCAUCAUGUUGGAGGAAGAGAGCACAGGUGAAAGUGUGAUGAAUUCUGGAUGGUGUGUUGGCCGAUGCGAAAGAACUGGUGAAAAAGGAGAUUUUCCAGCAGAAACAGUGUAUGUUUUGCCAGCGCUCAGCAAGCCACCCAUUGAUAUACUCGCUCUGUUUAGUCUUGAUGGAGCUGAAAAUGGGCGGAGAUUGCACCCACAACAAGUUAAUGGUGUAGAUACUCGCGAAAAACCUCACACUCUUCUAGAAUAUGCAUUAGAUCAUUUUAGAGCCCCACCAAAAAGGACCAUGUCCAAAACGCUGACAUUAACCUCGGCCAGAGGCUCAGCAGCUGAUGAGCUGUGGCGUCAUAGUCGUGAACCAAUGAAACAGCCUCUGUUGAGGAAACUGCUUGGCAAGGAGGAAUUAGCAGAGGAGGCUUGUUUUGCAUUCACUGCAAUACUCAAAUACAUGGGUGAUCUGCCUGCCAAGAGACGUCUAGGCAAUGAGUACACAGACCAGAUUUUUGAUGGACCUCUCAAACAUGAAAUUUUACGUGAUGAAAUCUACUGUCAGCUGAUGAAGCAAUUAACUGGAAACCGCAAUCGAUUGAGUGAGGAAAGAGGUUGGGAACUAAUGUGGCUGGCAACAGGACUUUUUGCUUGUAGCCAGAGUCUACUGAAAGAACUUACUUUGUUCUUAAGAACUAGACGGCAUCCAAUAUCUCAAGACUCUCUUCAGAGAUUGCAAAAGACACUGCGCAACGGACAGCGGAAGUACCCUCCACACCAAGUUGAAGUCGAAGCCAUUCAACACAAAACAACGCAAAUCUUUCAUAAAGUUUAUUUCCCGGAUGAUACGGAUGAGGCUUUUGAGGUGGACUCAUCAACGCGUGCCAAAGACUUCUGCGCCAACAUUGCUCAAAGACUGAAUCUACGUUCGUGUGAAGGGUUUAGCCUGUUUGUGAAAAUCGCAGACAAAGUCAUCUCCGUCCCAGAAGGCGACUUCUUUUUCGACUUUGUCCGACAUCUAACAGAUUGGAUCAAAAAAGCCCGACCGUCACGCGAUGGCACCACUCCUCAAUUUACAUAUCAGGUUUUUUUCAUGAAAAAACUCUGGACAAAUACAGUGCCUGGAAAAGACAGAAAUGCUGACCUGAUCUUUCAUUUUCAUCAGGAGUUGCCUAAACUCCUGAGGGGCUAUCACAAGUGUACCAGAGAGGAGGCAGCUCGUCUUGCUGCAUUGGUGUACAGGGUUCGAUUUGGAGAGAGUAAGCAAGAACUCCAGGCUAUUCCUCAAAUGCUCCGAGAACUAAUUCCAGGAGAUUUCCUGAAGGUUGAGAGUGCAGCAGACUGGAAGAGGUCAAUCGUAGCAGCAUACAAUCAAGAUGCAGGAAUGAGCCCAGAAGAUGCUAAGAUAACUUUCCUGAAAAUUAUUUACCGAUGGCCAACUUUCGGAUCAGCUUUUUUUGAGGUGAAACAAACAACAGAGCCAAACUAUCCGGAAAUGCUCCUAAUCGCUAUCAAUAAACAUGGAGUCAGUUUAAUCCAUCCGCAAACAAAAGACAUAUUAGUAACUCAUCCAUUCACACGUAUUUCCAACUGGUCGUCAGGCAACACGUAUUUCCACAUGACGAUUGGAAACCUAGUACGAGGCUCGAAAUUGCUGUGUGAAACGUCCCUUGGAUACAAGAUGGAUGACCUUCUGACAUCCUAUAUUUCACUUAUGCUGACCAACAUGAACAAACAGCGCAGUUUGCGCAUCAAAUGAUCCUAGAAUUUAUUAAUGUUGUAUCUUUAGUCACUCAAUCCCUUGUGCAAUGUUUUUUUAAAUGCAGUCGUUUACUUAUUUGUAUGCAUGAUAAUGUGUUCGCGUUUGUGUAAAUAUAUAGUUGUUGUAGCAUUUUGCAUUUAUUGAAGCUGUAGGUUUUAGUCAAAUUUACAGAUAAGCUGUCCAUUAAAAUAUUUAAAAUAGAUUUAUCUCAGUUUUAAGCGAGAAAUUUUCGUCGAAGGUACAACUUGUACUUUAUUUAUGAAAAAAAAUGGAAACAUGGGUGUUGAGCGGAAAUUAUCAUCAAUUUUUAUUCUUUUGUUUUACUGUCAGAAAUUAGUGAAUAUUUAGGUAAAAUGACUUAUUCUGUCACUGCAGAACCUAGGCAACAUCGCAAAUAGUUUGCAAUUUUGAAAUCAACAUUUUAAUCUGCCUCUCAGUGUCAUCAGCACUGUCUGGAACUGUCUACUAUUUGCCUGAUUACUGCUUGAAGCUUGCAGAGCCAGAUAAAUUUUGUUUAAUGCGUAUUCAAAUGUCAAUAGCAAUAACACAAUCCUGGUGUUUCUCUGUAAAGAAAAACAGUAAUUGUAUAACAUUGUAAGAUAAGUCAAGCUAUUUAUUUUUUCUGAGAUAUGUUUAUUGAAUGGCUGUAAAUCAUUGCCUAAAACGAGACAUUUUUAAUCAACCAUAUCAGAAUUUUCAGCUGCAAUGUCAGCUGUUAAGUUGUAAAAAACUCGGUAUCUGCCCUUUGAAACAAUCAAUUUUACUUGAAAGUAAUUCGUACUUGAAUUAGUUAAUAAAUAAAAUAGGAGCAGAAAAAAUAAUAAAAAAAUGCUAUGUUGAAAGAGUGUUAUUUGAAGGAAGCACAACUUAAAGUGGAACAUAAGUCCUUUAGGUCAUUAAUGAAUCAGGGUCCAAACGUGCAAUUUUAGUUUACUGAUAAUUUUUAGUAUUUUAUUAUGUAAAGUCCGAGCAUACAGCAAAAAUCCUCAUUUAUUUUCCCCGGAUGUAAAGCUUUCUUCCUGAUCAUUUAUAAUUAUGUAAUCACUUCUUCCAGCAAAUAUUUAAUCUUGGUGUAAUGAGACUCGCAAUGUGUACGGUUUUUCCUCACAUUAUCAUCACUUUCAUAGUUUUUUUAAUCAGAUCAAAUGAUCAAUGAAAUGCUAUUCAUACAUCAUCAUUUUUUUUUCAAACACAUCACAACAGUAAAGUGCAAUAUCGUUUUAAAACUAAUCACUCACCCAUCGAAAUUCAACUUGAUGAGACUUAUUUAUAUAUUUAGUUUCGGUCUUUUCUUUCUCAAGAAAAGGCUGUGGAAAGUUGAGUAAAACAAAAUAAUUAAGGUUUUAAUUUAUUUCAAAUUUUCCUGUUUGUACUUACAAUUUUACAUUAUUCCCUGCUUUCUGUAUGUAACAUGAAACAGGUUUUUCAAGCAUAGUUUGUACUUAUUUUUUUUUUUUUUUUCAUCAUUAUUUUUCUAUUCUUUUAUUAAUCUGUCAGGAGUGUCCUGCUCAGCUUCGAAAUUUCAGAAUUCGAGUUAAGUUUUCAUCAUUCAAUAAAAAUCUUGAUAUAACUACUUUCAAAAAUAGUUUUUAAAUUGAGUUUAUCGUUACAUCGUUGGCGUUGAACAUUGGCUAAAGUUUUUUUGCAUAAAUUGAUGAACUAAACUUGUGGUGCUGUCAUAAUAUGGCAAACAAGAACGAACGGCAAGACAGAGCCUGAAAUGUCAGACCGUGACACUGCGCUAUCAGAACUGAAUAUUAAAAAUUCCACUGCUAGAGUUCAAUCCCUAGAGCGCCGCCCCUUGUUUUAGAUAAGGAGCCACUAUCGAAAUUGUUGCCAAAUCAAAUCUGAGCUUACUGUGUCAACGUUAUUUCAAAACCAAAAUACAAUGUUACUGUAAGGAUUUUGAUGGGUUCGACAAAAAUUGUUGUUCCAUCAAAAAAGUUGUCAAAUUGAAGGUCGUUUUAUUGAGGUUUUACUGUAUCCUAUCUUUUAUCAGAGCGGUAAGUUGCAUCAUUUGCUGAGUAAUCAAUGUGAAAUCAAGUUAUGAUUCCCAAAAAUGUUUUCAAGAUUUUCAUGUACCUAAAUCAAAUCUCUGUUUUAACCCUUGACUCUUUUGUAGUCCUAUCGAAAGGAGACUACACACAAUGACUGACAAAUUAAACUUUUCUCUGUUUGCUAAGGCAUUAUUUUUCUUCGGUGAGCAAUUUUUAGUAAUGGUGAUGCAUUUCUCUUUGUUGUCUCUUAAAAAAAAAAUGAAUUGCUGUAAAAUGUUCCAUGUAGUCAGAACCUCUAUUUUGUCUGAACAGACAAAACAGGUAAAAUUUAAAGUGCUGCUGUAGGGCUGUUUCGUGAAGAAUUUUAUUUGUGCAGUUCGGUUUAAAACGUUUUAGUUUAUGUUAAUUGCACUUCUUGCAAUUGUAAAAAUGUACGAUUGAUUUAUAAUUAUUUUUAAGUACUUGUUUUGAAGUAAAAAUAUUAUUUUUAAA
Messenger RNA from Bemisia tabaci, 9385 nucleotides. The record is from RefSeq and is a predicted model, not a curated record. Lineage: Eukaryota; Metazoa; Arthropoda; Insecta; Hemiptera; Aleyrodidae.